GGAUCUUGGAUGCAGAUUCCCGCUGUCGUGACACCCCUAGUUCGAGACGGUCGUUGGGUCUUUAGGGUGGCUUGCCGAUAUGCCGUCUGAUGGUGACGAGUAUGAAGAUCGCCGUGCCACAGCGAAGCAGCAGAGGAUAGCUAUCUACACAUGCACCUUUCUACCUUUUACGACUCGUUCAGAUGGGACCCGUCCGUACAUCUGAUUUGUAUCGUCGUCGUUUGUUGGUUUCGAGUACGUCUUGUGUGUCCCUCUUGUUGUGAUCCUUUCCACACCAACAUUGGGCAAAUGGCUCUGUGUUCCAUCUCCCUAUAUACACAUUGGCUAACAUGGCACUCGGCUAUCUAUUUCGAUAUUGAGUUGCAAAUGGCCACGUCGAGUCCCGACGGUCAGGGCACAGUUUCGCAGAGAGGAACGACGAAUAAAGAAUGAAGGAUGCACGCCAAUACCAAAUCAUCACCAUCAUCGUCAUCAUCAUCACCAC
This is a messenger RNA of Sodiomyces alkalinus F11, 484 nucleotides long. RefSeq lists its product as hypothetical. Bases 151 to 432 code for a protein of 93 amino acids. The record is from RefSeq and is a predicted model, not a curated record. NCBI's taxonomy places the organism in Eukaryota, Fungi, Ascomycota, Sordariomycetes, Glomerellales, Plectosphaerellaceae. The transcript has a single exon.